UGCUCUCACUGUUUAAGCUAAACCUGCACACUGCGCUCGACGGUUUUACACCGGCUCUGGAUUUUGCACACUUAAGUCGUCUUUCAAAAAACAACUGUGCAGUGUGAAUGAGAAUGCUAGAAACAGAAACCGAAAGGGGCGCGUCAAGAUUCAAAACAAACUGUUGUGCAGAAAUGCUCCUCUUUGCAACCUUCGCGUUUCUUGUAGAUUUAUCCUGGGCUCUUCCAACGGACAUUAUUAUUCAAUUCGAGCGCAGUGUUUUGCCAAACGGGACAGUCGUGGAGAGGAUCCUUGUCAGUGAUGCAAAUUUAAAGGGACAGUUUGUCAAGCAACCAGUUGUCAGAACCAUUCAAGAUGAAGUCCUGAAGAUGAUGGUGGAGAAUGACCAUGAAACAGCAAGCUAUGGCACAUAUAUACGUUUGAGGGAAUGUAAGCUGCGAGGAUAUCAAGUCCUGCAGCUGUCCGACCGGUUUCAGCUCAAUGGCAAAGAUUAUCUGACUUUAGAUUCAGACAGUGAUUCAUGGACAGUGAUGCCGGAGGCGCGUGAUCUAAAGCAGACAUGGACACUUAAGGCCGAGCAUGCGAGUCUAGAGAAAAUCCACCUGAAAGAAGAAUGUGAGGAAUUCAUUAAACAGAUAAAUGAUGCCCAGAAUCAAGAAGGGCUUGGUGUGUUAAGAGUGAUGGUUCCAGUUCUCGCCACUUUUCUCUUCAUCGGAUUUGUUUUUAUGAGCCUCCUUAUCUUCAAGCGACACGGUCAUCAGCCAGGAGGUGUUUUAGGCUCAGUUAUUCACUAUCCAGCCCAUCAUCUUGAAGUACCAUUGAAUGAACCGAGUCAAAAGGACGUCUCUCAAGUGCCAAUGCUGAAGGCAUAGCAAUCACCUAACCUGCCC
Messenger RNA from Sinocyclocheilus grahami, 890 nucleotides. RefSeq lists its product as uncharacterized. The transcript has 6 exons. The coding region runs from base 108 to 872 and encodes 254 amino acids. The record is from RefSeq and is a predicted model, not a curated record. NCBI's taxonomy places the organism in Eukaryota, Metazoa, Chordata, Actinopteri, Cypriniformes, Cyprinidae.